GCCGACAUGGGCAAGAUGUGGGGCGACGCUACUCUGCCCCAGGGCAUGGUCACUUUCCUGGUCGGCGACGACGAGGAGCGCAUCGAGCACGUGAGCAAGAACGCUCUCUGCGUGCGGUCCGUGUUCUUUCGGACCAUGUUUGGCAUCGGCAUGAAGGAGCGCGACGCCGCCGAGGUCACGGUGCUCGAAACGGACCUCGCGAGCUUCACCGCCCUCGUCCGCUACCUCCUCACCGACCAGCUCGACCUCGGCGAGGGGGAGGGCGAGCAGGCGCGGCGCGCGCUCGUGCUGCGGCAGCUGGCGCAAAAGUACCAGGUGCCGCGCCUCGAGCUGCUCUGCGCGCAGGCGCUGCAGGAGAGCGUCGGGCCGGCGACCGCCGUGCCGCUGCUCGAGGCGGCGCACACGAUGGGCGACGGGCGGCUCCUCGCGCAGUGCCGCCGCUUCGUGGCCGACCACGCCGCCGAGGUGCGCGCGAGCGGCGGCGUGGAGCAGCUGCGCGACCUGGGCGUGGCCAAGGGGCUGCUCGGCGACGCGCUCGACCAGGUGGCGGAGCUGCAGAAGGGGGCGCUGCGCAGCCACUCGUAGUGCGCAGCCACUCGUGGUGCGGAGCGCCACGUACACAGUGCAUAUUGGCUUCCUUCGUCGUUGCUCGUUGACGUUGUUUUGUUGUGACACUUGUGUAAGGUCUCUC
Emiliania huxleyi CCMP1516 is the source of this 691-nucleotide messenger RNA. RefSeq lists its product as hypothetical. Lineage: Eukaryota; Haptophyta; Isochrysidales; Noelaerhabdaceae. The annotation marks the transcript as partial. The record is from RefSeq and is a predicted model, not a curated record. Gene Ontology annotation, molecular function: protein binding. The transcript has a single exon.